This is a messenger RNA of Vitis riparia (riverbank grape), 648 nucleotides long. Its product is annotated as WAS/WASL-interacting protein family member 1-like. The transcript has 2 exons. Bases 63 to 548 code for a protein of 161 amino acids. The record is from RefSeq and is a predicted model, not a curated record. NCBI's taxonomy places the organism in Eukaryota, Viridiplantae, Streptophyta, Magnoliopsida, Vitales, Vitaceae.
AAAAUAAAAACCUUCUUGGAAACCAAAUUCCCUUUCCAUUAGUGAAAGAAUAUGAAAUAAAAAUGGAGGCGGAGAAGCUUUCACUCGAGGCAACCAAAGAAAGGAAUGAAAUGGGAAUGAGAAGGUUGGGAUGGUUUCUUCUGCUUCUCUUCUUCUUUCCGUCAUCUUCAAAUCCUUCGCAGAAUCCUUUACAGAGUCCUUCACGAAAUUCUCUGGUCUCGGUCUCCAAGGGCGGGCAAAAUGUUAGAAAAAGAGGUGUAGUGGAGAAUGGUUUGAAUAAAAUAGGAUUUGGAGAAGAGAGAAUAGUUAGACCAGAAGUCCAUGUUGGUGGUCACGGUGUUGGAGGUCACGGUGUUGGAGGCCACGGUGUUGGAGGCCACGGCGGCGGCGGUCAUAGUGAGGGUGGUCACGGUGGAGGUGGGGCCAUGAACCAUCACAACAACAAUAAGGAUGAUCCACGCGUCCGUGGUGCUAAGAGUUGCACCACGAACUAUAUUGGUUUCCUUCACUUGACUUUUCUAGUCAUGCCCCUGCUUUUUCUUAUUUAGAUCUCAUAUGACUUUUAGAUAAGUGUGACACUAAAAAAAAUUGUAUGUACUACAUCAAACUUUUACCUUUUCUAAUCUAAAUAUUUCACUUUUUUUUUUU